AACUGAAAGAAUAAACUUUGGAACAACGCAUGUUUACUUUCAGCGUCUUCUUAGUGAGGAAAUAUUUAUAUAUACACAUCUUUAAGGAUGAUUAUUUGUGUGACCCUCCUUACUCUCUACAGCUUUAUGAAAUCUCAAUCAGAGUGUUUUCAGGUGGUUGGUCCAGAAGCUCCUCUUGAUGUUGUCACAGGUGAAGAUCUGGUUCUGCCCUGUUUUAUUAAACCCAACACCAGUGCUGUGGACAUGACAGUGGAGUGGUUCAGACAAGAUUUAUCUGUGAACUCAGAAGUGCAUCUCUAUAAGGAUCAUGAAGACAGAAAUGAAAAUCAGGCUCCAUUCUACAGUGGAAGAACAUCACUGUUUAAAGAGGAGCUACAGAAAGGCAACGCUUCACUUAAACUCUCAGAUGUCCAACUCUCUGAUGAAGGAGAAUAUAAGUGUCUCAUUGAGGACAAAUCCUGGUCUGAUGAUAUCACCAUUCGUGUGAUUGUUGAGGCUCAGGGAAGCCACCCAGUGAUCACGAUGGAGAGUUAUGAUAACUCAGGAGGGGUUAAUCUAGUGUGUGAGUCCAGAGGCUGGAACCCUGAACCUGAUGUUCUGUGGCUGAAUAAAGAAGGAGACACUCUGCCUGCUGAAGAGACACAGAUACACAGAGACACUGAGGGCUUCAGUGUGAAACGCCGCAUCACUGUUCAUGAUUAUAGUGACUCCAACAGAUUUUACUGCAGACUUCAACAAAAACAUCACAUGAUGGAGACGGAGAUCAUUAUUAAGAGUAAAGUCUUUGAAGCAUGGAAGUGGGAUGUCGGCAUUUCAGUUUCAGCAUGUCUUAUUGCUGUUGGAGUGAUAGUAACUGCACUAUGUAGCUAUAAGAAAAUCUCAUUAUUGAGACAGAGAGAGAGAGAAGUUCAGUUACUCAAAAAAAAUCUAUUCUCAGUGGAUGUGACUCUGGAUCCUGAUACAGCUCAUCCUCGACUCGAAGUUUCUGCUGAUGGAAAACAAGUGAAAUGUGGAGACACAGAACAGGAGAAUCUCACUGAUACACCAGAGAGGUUUACUAGUUAUUACAGUGUUGUUGGAAGGCAGAGUUUCUCCUCAGGGAGAUUUUAUUAUGAGGUGAAGGUCAGAGGGAACUCUGACUGGAUAUUAGGAGUGAUGAGAGAGAGCGUUAACAGGAAGCGGGGGAUUCCAUGGUCACCUCAGUGUGGAUUCUGGACUGUGGGACUGUGGGGGAAUAAGUACUGGGCUUGUGCUGAUCCCCCUGUCCCCCUCACACUGAGAUGGGUGGAGAAGGUGGGGGUGUUUGUGGAUUAUGAGGAGGGUCUGGUCUCCUUUUAUGAUGUGGAGUCCAGAUCUCAUAUCUACUCUUUCACUGGUCAGUCUUUCACUGAGAAACUCUAUCCAUACUUCAGGACUCUGAACAAUAAUCCACUGAUCAUCACUGCUGUUACUGAAUAAUCAUCUGAUUUAUAGUUUAUAACAUUUUAUACUGUAUGUUUUACAGCUGGCUAUAAUCAUCACUUACUUCUAAAACCAAAAUAAUAAUUUGUAUUAAAUAUAAUUAGAGACUAAAUGUUAUUGUGAAUAAAAUAAACAUAAACAGUUGAAACA
Molecule: messenger RNA, 1611 nt
Organism: Clarias gariepinus (North African catfish)
Lineage: Eukaryota; Metazoa; Chordata; Actinopteri; Siluriformes; Clariidae
Product: butyrophilin subfamily 1 member A1-like
Exons: 8
Coding region: 88-1458 (456 amino acids)
Molecular function (GO): protein binding
Source: RefSeq, a predicted model, not a curated record